AUGGUAAAUGAUGCAAUCAAAUCAAUAUCUAUACUAGCCAUACUUUUCAUUUUGAAACAUCACAAAUAUAAUUCCACUACUCCUAUUUUUCUUCAUCUUAUGGAUUUGGGUAUGGGCACAAGAGACUCCAACUGGUGGGUAUUUACACUACCAGCUUUCCUUGGUUGUAAAAGUACUCUUGUUAUUGAUGAAUAUAUUAUCCUUUCUAUUCUUUUAGCCUUUAUUUCAAUCACUCUAAUCACUUGGGCUUCUACUCCCGGUGGUGUAGCUUGGAAAAACAAAACUAGUGUUCCAGGGAGAAUUCCUGGACCACGUGGCUUUUCGAUUAUCGGAAGCCUUUUCACUCUGAGUCCUGAUGGCUUAGCUCAUCGCUCUCUAGCCACCACGGCUUGGAGUCAUAAAAAAGCUAAAAAGCUUAUGGCUUUUAGCCUUGGUUCAACCCCUUUAGUUGUAUCUUCUGAUCCUCAAAUAGCUAAAGAGAUUCUCACUUCACCUCAUUUUGCUGACCGUCCGAUUAAACAGUCGGCUAAAAGCCUCAUGUUUAGCCGAGCCAUUGGGUUCGCUCCUAACAGAAUGUAUUGGCGUCUCGUCCGUCGUAUCGCUUCUUCAUAUCUCUUCUCCCCGAACCGACUCGCGGCUCAUGAGACGAGCCGUCAGCUUGACUGUUCCGUUAUGUUACGGAAUAUAGUAAGUGAACAAUUGGAAAACGGGAAAGUCGUUUUGAGAGAACAUUUGCAAUUUGCUGCGCUGAAUAAUAUAAUGGCUAGUGUGUUUGGGAAACGUUAUAAUAAUGAUGUCGAUAGUAAAUUAGAGCUCGGAGAAUUGCAAGAUAUGGUGAAGGAAGGAUUUGAAUUAUUAGGUGCAUUUAAUUGGUGUGAUUAUCUUCCGUGGUUGAGCUUUUUCUAUGAUCCUUCGGACAUUGUCCGAAGGUGUGAAGCUCUUGUGCCGCGUGUACGAAAGUUUGUCAUUGCCAUUAUUGACGAACACAGGCGCUGCCGCAACACUUGUGCAUCCAAAAUGGUGAUGACUGAUAAUGGUGAUUUUGUUGAUGUUUUAUUAUCUCUUGAUGGAGAAGAAAAGCUGGCCGAAGAUGACAUGAUCGCCGUUCUUUGGGAAAUGAUUUUUAGAGGUACGGACACCAUGGCGCUUUUAACGGAGUGGGUGAUGGCGGAACUUGUUUUGCACCCCGAUGUGCAAAUCAAGUUACGACAAGAAGUUGAUAAUGUGACGAUGGGAAAAGUUGCGACUGAUGCGGACGCUGCUGGGAUGCCUUACUUACAAGCAGUGAUAAAAGAGACGCUAAGAGUACAUCCACCGGGCCCACUUCUCUCGUGGGCUCGGAUUUCCACAUCGGAUGUUCGGCUCAGCAAUGGCAUGGUUGUUCCUUCCCAUACAACGGCAAUGGUUAACAUGUGGGCUAUUACUCAUGACUCUGAUGUGUGGGAAAACCCGCUAGAGUUUAAGCCAGAGAGGUUUGUUGUGUCUGAAGGUGGUGUGAAUGUGGACGUGAGGGGUUGUGACCUACGUUUAGCACCGUUUGGGGCAGGAAGGAGAGUAUGCCCCGGGAAGAAUUUAGGGUUGGUCACCGUAAUGUUAUGGGUGGCUAAGUUGGUGCAGCAUUUCGAGUUUGUGGAGGAUGGGCCCCACCCGGUUGACUUGGGAGAAGUUUUAAAAUUGUCAUGUGAAAUGAAGAAUCCACUCACUGUUGUGGCCAUGCAGAGGAAUGUUUCGUUUUAGGAUUUUGUGAGUGUUUUUU
Molecule: messenger RNA, 1756 nt
Organism: Solanum dulcamara
Lineage: Eukaryota; Viridiplantae; Streptophyta; Magnoliopsida; Solanales; Solanaceae
Product: cytochrome P450 78A7-like
Exons: 3
Coding region: 1-1737 (578 amino acids)
Molecular function (GO): oxidoreductase activity, acting on paired donors, with incorporation or reduction of molecular oxygen; iron ion binding; heme binding
Source: RefSeq, a predicted model, not a curated record